Messenger RNA from Quercus robur (English oak), 3363 nucleotides. Its product is annotated as probable inactive leucine-rich repeat receptor-like protein kinase At3g03770. The record is from RefSeq and is a predicted model, not a curated record. Gene Ontology annotation, molecular function: protein kinase activity; protein binding; ATP binding. Lineage: Eukaryota; Viridiplantae; Streptophyta; Magnoliopsida; Fagales; Fagaceae. The transcript has 7 exons. Gene Ontology annotation, biological process: protein phosphorylation. Bases 754 to 2997 code for a protein of 747 amino acids.
CACACUCUCACACACACACACACACACAGACAAAGACAAAGUGCCUUCCCUUCCAUUCUUGUAUCAGUCCUCACUCUUCCGCUUGAGACUUGAAGGCAAAAACCGACCCCAUUAAUUGUCACUCACAUACACAGGGACCUCUCUGAGAGGCAUUAAAAAUAAAUGCCUUGACACUGUCUUGUACGGCUUUUCUCCAACUACCUCUCCAUUUAUAGCCUCAAUUUUCUUUUAUUGACGCAAACAUUCAUCGGUGAACAAGAAAACCCAUUAUUGCUACGACUUUUCUUAUUGCAUUCAUCUUCCCAAUGUUUCUCUUUUAAGUUUUUCCUGUUAACUAUCUGGAACUUAUUACUUAUAUAAAAGAGAAAUGCUUUCAUGAACUUUGCUUUGUUCUCCAUGCUUCCUUGUUUUGCUGCUACAUGGGUUUUUGACCAACUAGUUUGAGCAUUACUAUUUUCCGUGAAAGCAAAAAACUUGCCCUUUUGAUUUUUCCUCAGGAAGAUUUUUUCUUUCUCUGUUUUUCUGUCAGUGUCUUGGAUUUCAGCUCCUUCUGCUUCAUGGGUUUUCUCGAAUUUGGUUAACCAAGAGUCGUUGGAGAGCAUCUGAGGCUAAAUUUGGGGUUUUAGUUUCUUGAAUUUCCUUCCAAGUCACUGUAAAGUACGUUCUUUUUCAGGUGAAUUCUCUAAUGGAGCUCUCUUUUUCAUGACUGCUUAACAAUCUUUGGUGGGUCUGAUUCUGUUUGCCUUAAAAACUAUGAUUUCACUGUCUACAGCUUCGAACACUCGUGGAAUGGGAAAUUUGAAUUUGCUGCUUCUAGUGGUUCUUUUAUGGGUUUUCUUCAUUCCAAGCUCUUAUGAGUUACAUCCCUCCCAGACCCAAGUUUUAUUGCAGAUAAGGAAGCUUUUGGAGUACCCUUCCUCAUUGCAAACUUGGGAAAAUUCCUAUGGAGACCUCUGCAACUUGCCUAAAUCAGCACAUGUGAGUAUCACAUGCCAGGACAGUGUUAUCACUGAGCUCAAAAUUAUGGGGGAUAAGCUUGUCAAGGUCAGUGAGUUCCAUGGAUUUGCAAUUCCCAAUAUGACACUAUCUGAAAGCUUCUCUAUUGAUUCCUUUGUUACUACAUUGACGAGGUUAACCAGUUUAAAAGUUCUUAGCUUAGUGUGUUUGGGGAUUUGGGGACCACUUCCUGAUAAGAUUCAUAGGCUAUAUUCGCUUGAACUUUUGGAUUUGAGCUCAAAUUUUAUGUAUGGUUCAAUUCCACCUAAGAUAUCUAGACUAGUUAAGCUUCAUACUUUGACACUGGAUUCCAAUCAUUUCAAUGACACUGUCCCUGAUUGGUUGGGCUCAUUUUCAAACCUCACCAUUUUGAGUUUGAAGAGUAAUGGAUUCAAGGGUCAGAUUCCUUUUUCUAUAAGCAAAAUCAAGACACUCACUGAUCUUGUCCUGUCCCACAAUGAGCUUUCUGGCAAAUUACCUGAUUUGAGUACUUUAACCAAUCUACAUUUAUUGGAUAUAAGAGAAAAUCAUUUGGAUUCUGAACUACCAGUCAUGCCCAAAGAGUUGGUUACAGUGCUACUGAGCAAUAACUCGCUCUCAGGAGAGAUUCCUGAGCAAUUUGGUGAGUUGCAUAAACUUCAACACCUUGAUCUAUCUUUCAACCAUCUGAGUGGAACUCCUCCCUCUGCCUUGUUCUCUUUACCAAACAUCAGUUAUUUGAAUUUAGGGUCUAAUAUGCUCAGUGGGUCACUUCCAGAUGAGUUAAGUUGUGGUGACAAACUUGGGUAUGUUGAUUUGUCUAGUAACAAGUUGAUAGGCCAACUUCCUUCUUGCUUGAACAGUACUUCAGAUAAGAGAUAUGUUAAAAUUGACGGAAAUUGUUUGUCCUGUGAUUCCAAAGAUCAGCAUGAAGGAUCGCAUUGUCUUAUAAACAGUAAACAAUCCAGAGGAAGAGAUAUAGCAGUAGUAGUUGCUGUCAUUAGUGGAGCUGUUCUUGUUAUGGUGCUUUUGGGGUUGGGAGUUCUACUCUUGUGUAAAAGAUGCCGUUCAAGGACACAGGAGCAGCAUGUAUUGUCAAAGAACGUGCAAGAUAAUACACCAACUGGGAUUUCCUCUGAGCUCCUUGCAAAUGCCAGGUUCAUUUCUCAAGCAGCAAAGCUAGGGACACAAGCACCCAUCUGUCGAUUGUUUUCUUUUGAGGAGUUGAAGGAAGCCACAAACAACUUUGAUUCAUCAAGGUUUCUUGGUGAAGGCUCUAUGGGGAAGAUUUAUAAAGGUCAAUUGGAGAAUGGGACCUAUGUAGCCAUACGCUCUCUGUCUUUGGUGAAGAAAUGUUCGAUUCCAAACCUUAAAGCUAAGCUUGAUCUGCUUUCAAAGCUUCACCAUCCCCAUUUGGUAGGCUUCUUGGGUCAUGGCAUUGAUGGUAGUGGACAAGAUGAUUCCAGUAGCAGCAAAGUUUUUCUUGUAUAUGAAUAUGUACCUAAUGGGAAUUAUCGCACUCAUCUGUCAGAAAGUUGUCCAGAAAAGGUUUUUAAAUGGUCAGAUAGACUGGCAAUUUUAAUUGGAGUAGCCAAGGCUGUGCAUUUUCUACAUACUGGUGUAAUUCCUGGUUGCUUGAAUAACCGAUUAAAAACAAACAACAUAUUGCUUGAUGAGCAUGGGAUUGCAAAGCUAAGUGACUAUGGGAUGUCAAUCAUCACAGAGGAAAUCGAAAAGUUUGAGGCGAAAGGAGAAGACCUGAAAUCAUGCCAUCGAACAAACGCAGAGGAUGAUGUUUACAACUUUGGAUUCAUAUUGCUCGAAUCACUUGUUGGGCCUAUAGUGACUGGAAAAGGAGAAGUAUUUCUCCUAAAUGAAAUGGUAUGCCAAAGCUUUAGUGGAGGCAUCCUUUGGCAGUCAAGAUGGUCGAAGACGAAUUGUGGAUCCAAUAGUGUUGACCACUUGCUCGCAAGAGUCGUUAUCAAUAGUGGUAUCCAUCACAAACAAAUGUAUAGCUACUGAAUUGUUAUCUCGUCCCUCUUUUGAAGAUGUCCUUUGGAACUUACAAUAUGCAGCUCAAAUCCAAGCCACUGCUGAUUCUGAUCAGAGAUCAGAUUCUACAACAUAGUUGUAAGUUUAUGGAUAGCGCAACACCUGAGAUUCAUUCUAAAGAAGCCUCCUGAAAUUUGUAGCCACACAAGGUAUGCCUGCAUUUGGGCUGCCUUCCCUCACAGCAAUGUGAAAUGUAAAAAGUUGUAAAUUUUCAUUUUUGUUUGCUUUUCCUUUUAUACUGCUGAAUUUUGGUAGAAUAAAAGUUGUUUAGUUAUAUUUUCUGUUUAAGACAUAAUAGUGGUAGGCCUUUGUGCACAGUGCCUUUUUUGAAUGGUA